AUGUGGACCUUUAUAUUUCUUUAUACCCUGGGACUGAACAUCUUCCAGGCUACAGGAACAGAAUACUCAACCCAAAUGUACUAUGUCAAACUGACCAUAGACCAAAAUGCAGUUGAGAGAGUUGAAAAAGAGCUACUGACACCAUUUGUGCGUGACGACAGGCUGAAUGUUGACGGCCUGAAAUUCACAACAACUUGUGAGACUAACGAGAACAAAGCAACGUGUGAGUGUGAUGAUGGCUACAAAUGGAGUCAGUGUCAGUCUGAUCAGGAUGACUGUGACAAACAAGUCUUCAACAAAGAGCCGAUUCCCUCAUGUAUUUCAAAAUCUACAGUUAUUAUCAAUGGACCGCUUCAUUUGAUUAACCAAUCCUACACGACUUGUUUAUAUGUUGAUGGUGAUGCUUGUCGGGAAGACCUGGUGAACAAGAUAACAGCACCAUCUCACAUUGUGCCUUACUCCUCUGAGCAAUUUAUGAGUUGCUCAGUGAUGGAAAGCCUGGGAGUGACAGCGGAGUGGACUCUGAGAACUACGGACAACAUAGAAGAUGAAAUAACAGAUGGCACAGUGUCCAAUGUGACAUCAACAUUUAAAAAUUCCACAGUCAAACUCAGAGAUGUAACAGAGCGCUGGGCAGGAGAGUACACAUGUACCUACAGGCAACACUUAGAGAACGUAAAAAUAUUACACAAGGCAAGCACUAAAUUGGACGUGGCUCUCCUGCCAGACAUCUACAUCUCUGCAUCUCCAUCAUUUCCACACUGCAAAAAGUCUGCCGCUGUGAAAGUCAAAUGUGAGAUACAGAAAAGCAAUGAAAGUUACAAAGUGGAGUGGGAGCCAAAAAAUAUAAUGUCAGGAAAAAAACAGUCAGAUAAAAAUGAAAAAAUCUGUAACGCUGAAAAUGAAUGGGAAGACACCCCGGCUGAUGUGACUGCAAUAGUGAGAUGUGACAAAGAAGUUGGAUUUAAACAGAGGCAUUGCAAUGCAAAUUUGACAUGGGGAGCGGUGAGGUCAGCGUGUGUGGACCUGGAAGUGAACCGUGUGCUGCAAAGCGCGAUUACUGCUGACAGUGGACGUGGCCUACUAGAUCAAAAUGCUGCUAGUGUGUUUAAACGUCUCGAAAGAGUCACUAAUAACACAAAGACUAUCAACACUUUUUCCAAUAUGAAUGCAUCUGUUGAAGUACUCACCAGUUUGAGUACCAAGCUGCAGGAAAAUAGUGAAAGUAUAAACAAUGACACAACAGUGAAUGAUGUUCUGCAGUCAUCCAGCAAUAUGCUGGACUCAUCUCUUGAACAAACAUGGAAAGAAAAUGAUGAAAAUUCAGAAAAUUUGACAUUGGCUGAGAGAUAUCUGAGUUCUGUUGAGCAGUUAAUUGAUGUGACAAAUACAACAAAUAACUACAGUAAAUCAAAUCUAGAGUUAAAAGUCAACAAUUGCGAACAGGGGAGCUGUAGCCACUCUGUGUUUGGUGUCAGUGUCUCUCUUAGUGAAAUAGACCCUGACAGUGUAAAAACAGCCGGGUUUCAACAACUGAACAGGUAUUUGCCCAACUUGACAGACUACCAGACUAACAGCAUUGUUGUGUCAACAACUACUGGCAAAAAGCAAACGAAGGGACUUAAAAUUAAACUUACAUUUCCAUUAAUCACUCCAAGGACUCGCAACUUUGAGAUAAAAUGUGUUGCGUGGAACAAUUCUACCAGAGAAUGGUCAUCAGAAGGAUGCAAGUGGGGUGGUGCUUAUCAUGAGGGAGAGUGCACAUGCGACCAUUUGUCCUCAUUUGCUAUUCUAAUGUCAGUGAAACCAUUGACAACCGCUGGGCUAACAGAGAUAACCUACGUUGGACUGUCUAUAUCGAUCGUGUCACUCAUUCUCAGCCUCGCAAUAGAACUGAGUGUCUGGAGUGCCUUAGUUAAGUCAGAUGCUUUACAUUUACGGCACACUGCCCACAUAAACAUCUCUCUUUGUUUGCUGAUUGCAGAUUGUUGUUUUGUAGCAUCUUCUACGCCGAAGUCUAUUAGUCCAAUCUGGUGUAAGACUUCUGUGGUGUUGAAGCAUUUCUGUUAUCUGGCCAUGUUCUUUUGGAUGUUGUGUCUGAGCACCACGAUUCUUCAUCAAACACUUUUCCCUUUCCAUAAUGUGAGCAAGAAGAACUACCUGAGGUUCGCCUUAAUCUUGGGCUAUGUGUGCCCGUUUCUUAUCGUUGCUAUCACGUUUCUUACCAAUGACGCUGGUAAAGAAGGAGAAUACUACUCCAAGGAGACAUGUUGGCUGAUUUAUGAGGGCUUGCUGAAAGGGUCCAUCCAUACGUUUAUCAUACCAGUUGGUAUAAUUGUUUUUGUCAACAUUUUCUGCAUGGUGGUGGUAAUCAUGAAGCUUUUGGAACAUCCUAAGAAUAUAAUUAAAUCUAAUGGGAAUGAAAAAGCAGCUGUCAAAACGGUCCUGAGGUCCGUUAUCCUUCUGACUCCAAUCUUUGGUGGGACAUGGGUUCUUGGAUUUGGUGUAACAGUUUUUGACCUUUCAUAUGGUGUGCCUGCCGAUGUGGUCAAUUACGCCUUCACCCUGAUGAAUUCACUCCAGGGUUUGUUCAUUUUGUUGACCACAUGCUUGGCGGAAAAACGGACACGUGAAGCACUGAUGAAACAUCUCAGAAAAGAUGUAAGUGCACCACAACUGGAUUUAGUCAUAUGA
Molecule: messenger RNA, 2694 nt
Organism: Scomber japonicus (chub mackerel)
Lineage: Eukaryota; Metazoa; Chordata; Actinopteri; Scombriformes; Scombridae
Gene: adgrf3a
Product: adhesion G protein-coupled receptor F3a
Exons: 13
Coding region: 1-2694 (897 amino acids)
Biological process (GO): cell surface receptor signaling pathway; G protein-coupled receptor signaling pathway
Cellular component (GO): membrane
Molecular function (GO): G protein-coupled receptor activity
Source: RefSeq, a predicted model, not a curated record